AUGGCAGCCACCAUGCAUCAGAAUGAAGAACGGACAGAGCCUUUCGCCGGAGGUUUCUUCAUCAGAGGCAAACCCCGGGUGAACAUUCAAAGCCUCCCGGCGCAGAGGGCCCUCAACAUCGGGGGCCCGGGCAUGAUGACUCCCACGUUCGCCGCGCAAUGA
Messenger RNA from Puccinia triticina, 162 nucleotides. RefSeq lists its product as uncharacterized. Bases 1 to 162 code for a protein of 53 amino acids. Lineage: Eukaryota; Fungi; Basidiomycota; Pucciniomycetes; Pucciniales; Pucciniaceae. The record is from RefSeq and is a predicted model, not a curated record. The transcript is spliced from 2 exons.